UCUUCUUCUUAUUGACUCCGCCACCACCACCACCACCGCCACCUCUUCAAUCAAACUACUCCGACGUCAGAAGUUAGGUAAGCGUGUAAAGGGAUAGACACAGGAGUCAUGGGCUGCUGUGAAUCAUCGCUCUUUAAAAAGAUGACUCGACCAGAUAAAGCCAAGGUACAACAUCGUAAACAACAUCAUAACCAAAAUCUGCCAUUCAACCACUCACCUCCCUCCGGAGAUUCUGACGCUACUGCCGUUGCUGCUGGAGUACCUCCUUUCUCCGAGUUCUCACUUUCCGACCUCAAAGCCGCCACCAACAACUUCAGCUCCGACUUUAUCGUCUCCGAGAGCGGCGAGAAAGCCCCCAAUCUCGUUUACAAGGGCCGUCUUCAGAACCGCCGAUGGAUCGCUGUCAAGAAAUUCACUAAAUUCGCCUGGCCCGAUCCCAAGCAGUUUGCUGAGGAAGCUUGGGGCGUUGGGAAGUUGCGGCAUCGUAGGGUUGCGAAUUUGAUCGGGUACUGCUGCGACGGCGAUGAGAGGUUACUUGUUGCUGAGUACAUGCCCAACGACACCCUUGCGAAGCAUCUAUUUCACUGGGAAAAUCAAACCAUUGAGUGGGCAAUGCGUUUAAGAGUUGCUUUAUAUAUUGCUGAAGCCUUGGAUUAUUGUAGUAUGGAAGGGCGACCAUUGUACCAUGACCUCAAUGCUUACAGGGUCCUAUUUGAUGAGGAUGGUGAUCCACGGCUUUCCUGUUUUGGCCUUAUGAAAAAUAGCAGGGAUGGGAAAAGUUAUAGCACAAAUCUUGCAUACACCCCUCCAGAGUAUUUAAGAAAUGGAAGGGUCACUGCUGAAAGUGUCAUCUUCAGCUUUGGUACUGUCCUCUUGGAUCUGCUAAGUGGGAAACACAUCCCUCCAACUCAUGCUCUUGACAUGAUACGAGGCAAAAACAUUCUUCUCUUAAUGGAUUCACACUUGGUGGGAAACUUUUCAGCAGAAGACGCAACUGUGGUUGUUGGGCUUGCUUCUCGUUGUUUGCAAUAUGAACCUCGGGAGCGACCAAAUCCAAAAAACCUUGUUGCGACACUCGCACCACUGAAUACAAAACCUGAUGUUCCAUCUUAUGUGAUGCUUGGAACCCCAAAGCACGAGGAAGCUCCUCCUACGCCACAACAUCCUCUCUCUCCAAUGGGUGAGGCGUGUUCACGAAUGGACCUCACAGCUAUCCACCAGAUUUUGGUGAUGGCACACUACAGAGAUGAUGAAGGAACCAAUGAGUUAUCGUUCCAAGAAUGGACACAACUAAUGCGAGACAUGCUGGAAGCAAGGAAGCGUGGGGAUUUUGCAUUCCGUGAUAGAGAUUUUAAGACUGCAAUAGAUUGUUAUUCUCAGUUCAUAGAUGUGGGAACAAUGGUUUCUCCUACUGUGUACGCACGACGGAGCCUCUGCCAUCUCAUGUGUGAUCAACCUGAUGCUGCCCUCAGAGAUGCAAUGCAAGCACAGUGUGUCUAUCCAGAAUGGCCUACGGCCUUCUAUAUGCAGGCUGUUGCGCUUGCCAAGCUCGACAUGCACAAGGAUGCAGCUGACAUGUUGAACGAAGCGGCAGGACUAGAAGAAAAGAGGCAAAAAAGCGUGAAAGGGUCCUGAGAAACCCUAGCACGCUUACCCCCCAUGAUUACAGAUUGUACCCACCCAUUGUUGUUGACAACACAUUAUUGAGCUUUGAGUGAAGAGAGUUGGGGAUUUGGCUACUCGACCGAAGAAAUGUAUUAUAGCGAGAAAAAAACCCUUCUUUUUUUCUUGUAUCAAAUUAUCAAUGCAUGUGCUCUUUUCUCCAAUUGUUAAUUUUUCUUUGUAAGACAUUUAUCUGGUUUAAGAUGUGUAUAUCAUGGAAUAUAUAAUACAACAGGAUUUUUCUA
Messenger RNA from Telopea speciosissima, 1907 nucleotides. Its product is annotated as serine/threonine-protein kinase BSK1-like. The record is from RefSeq and is a predicted model, not a curated record. The coding region runs from base 109 to 1635 and encodes 508 amino acids. The transcript has 9 exons. Gene Ontology annotation, molecular function: protein binding; ATP binding; protein kinase activity. Lineage: Eukaryota; Viridiplantae; Streptophyta; Magnoliopsida; Proteales; Proteaceae. Gene Ontology annotation, biological process: brassinosteroid mediated signaling pathway; protein phosphorylation.